AUGGUUAUUUCUGGAGGAGGUGCAGGCCAUGAACCGUUAUAUGCUGGAUUUGUUGGAAUUAAUGCAUUAGAUGCUGCUGUAUCUGGUUCAAUAUUUGCCUCCCCUUCACCCAAACAGAGUUUUGCAGCCAUUAAGUCAAUUAGCUCCAAAGAAAACAAUUCUAAAGGUACUUUGGUAAUUGUCAAAAAUUAUACAUGA
Messenger RNA from Debaryomyces tyrocola, 198 nucleotides. The record is from the annotation of a GenBank genome assembly. NCBI's taxonomy places the organism in Eukaryota, Fungi, Ascomycota, Pichiomycetes, Serinales, Debaryomycetaceae.